Messenger RNA from Pocillopora meandrina, 6305 nucleotides. The record is from the annotation of a GenBank genome assembly. Lineage: Eukaryota; Metazoa; Cnidaria; Anthozoa; Scleractinia; Pocilloporidae.
AAAAAUUUGCAACAUGGCGAAUGAAAACAACGAAGAGGGUAACACGAAAGAAAUGGCAACUUUAGCUCUUGAUUCGAACAAACAGAAAGAAUUCGAGGAUAGAGUAAAAAGAAUAAGUGCGACGGUAAGAAGGAGAUUGUUUUAUUUUGCAGUUAAGAGAAUGUUGUCGCCUGUUUCUCUAGUUUCUUUCCUUACAACUCUUUGAACUAUUUGCUUGACGAAAAGAUUUCACGUGUCCCGUGCGUUUGCUCAGAAAUAGAUCACAGAAGUACUAAAAAGUGGCAGAUGAUGGGCAGCCAAGUGUGUCACUGAUGUUCUUGCCACAUUUUGAUGUGACCCACGCCACGGCAACACGGAUUCUAUCAGUUUUUUAAGAUGUGCCUCUGUCCUUCCAUAGAUCAUACGAAAGAACCAAUCAAACUGUGUGCAUAAUGUGUUUGUAGAGAAGUUGGAAAAUUUUUGGGAAGUUUCUGCAGUCAGUGGUUUUGAAUUUGACAGGACUGGAGCCAAAUAUUUGGGGUUUUUAUUAAGCUAAAACUAUUCAGUGAACAAUUGCUUGCAUCCUGGUGAAGCUAACCUAAAGCUUUUGUGUGUCAUUAGGAAAUGGCGAAAAAUUUUGGAAUGUGUAUGAUCUAUCUCAAGCCGUUUCCUUUAAAAAAAAACUUAAUUAGUGAUCAUAGCAAUAAUUCUGAAAUAUGAAGAGGGUAGUACAUGGUGACGAGAUGAUAUGAAUUUUAUGUUCAAGUUGCAUGAUUAAUAGCUCACAAAUGAGCCAUUAUUCAUGCCACAAGAACUUAAAAAUCACAUCUUUGAGCUAACUCAUAUUUGUUACAUGGACAAUUAAUGUACAUGGAAGAGAUUGAAAACUUGGCUUUAAUGUAGAUACUUUGUAUCAAACGAAACAAAACACCUGGUGCCCAAAUUACAAAAGGUUUACAUGUAGGACCAUCAGUUACACUGAAAUACAUGUGAACUGGUGUUAAGAGCUUAAUGAAAAUUCAAUUACUAACUCUUAAUUUGAAUCAUAAGAUAAUUUUACAUUCACUCCUACUAAAAACCUUUGAAGGCUGUUUAGCACAAGCAGAAUAAAAACUUACCUUUGACUUGUUACAACUUUUCAGAAAUUCCUUGAAAAUCUUAAGAUCAAACAGGUUUUCUUUUAGUGUUUUUGUUGUCUUGUUGUUAGGAAAAUACAUAUACAUCUUCACUUACCACAAGAAAUCUUAUGACCAUUUAAUAUUCCAAAUAACAACAAACCCCAAGUUCAUUCAGUGAAGUUUGAAAAGGCUGGAAUUGAGAUGUUGUUUCUCAAUAUUGCCACUAGAUUGUGUUCAUAUUGAUUCUAUGAGUGGUCUAGUUCUCACUAAAACACUCAUGUCCACAUAAUAAAAGUAUAAAUUUCAGCACACAUGUAAUGAAGUGAUAACUGAGGUCCAUACUUAAGUUGCAGACCAAGUUUUUUCUGCUUAGAGCAGAAGCAUGUGGACAAUAACACCUAGCAGAAAAAACAAGGUUCUUUAAAGUAUAAUAUGAACUGAGAAAAUGAGGUCAAUGAUGUAUUUGUUAUAUCUUUGGGUUCAAAAAGAAGUGGAAGAUUUCAAUUCAACCAAACUUUUGAAUUUAGUGGGCUUCCCACUGGAAUGUGGCCUUCUAAAUUGACCAAUCAAAGUACUUGUACUAACUUAGCGUUAUGAUAAUUUAUCUUAUUUUAGGCUAACGACUUGACACCUGGUGUUAUCUACCUCGGUCACAUUCCACAUGGCUUCUAUGAAGGUCAAAUACGAAAGUUUUUCUCACAGUUUGGCACAGUGAAUAAAGUCAGAUUAUCAAGAAGUAAGAAGGUGGGAGGCUGAGAUUUCUAAGAAGAAGCCUGCAAACAGAAAUGUUUAUUAUACUGUUUAAAUGUUUAUUAUACUGUUAUUAACCCUUAAACACCUUAGAGCCACUAGCUUCUAAUUUCUCCUUACAAAGUAACCCCCAAAUCACCCAAUAAAUAAAGGAAAUGGUCACCAACUAGAGAACUUUGGAUUGUUGAACAAAUUCUCAUUGUUAGCACUGUAGGAAAUGUAUUGGGAGCAGUUUGGAGAACAUGCAUACUGAUAUUAGGGUGUAAAGAGUUAAAUAGAAUGAUAAUCCAGAGAAAGGUGAUCCUGAAAGCAGUUGUUAUUGGGGACAGUAACAGAUGUUGAAACAAGACAAGGAGAAGUUAUUUAGCAAAUUUAUUAGUUUUUCAAUAGAUUACCAUGCUAUGUCUGCAGGCAGUUGAAAUUCAUUGGUGAAUUAUAAACUAUAGGGUGCUUAACCCAUGAAAACUCUCUGUAGCUGGUAAGCUUGUCUGCUCUCAGAACCAGUUUGCCAAAUAACAUAUUGGAAUUGUAACAGGGAUGAUCCAUGCUAUCAGGUCUGGGAGUUUAAGGGUUAACCCCUAAACCUCUAAGAGUGACUAGCAUUUAAUUUCUACCUAUAAUAUCACAUCUGAAUCAAACAUUAAGCCCAAGAGAAUAAUGGUCACCAACUAAAAAAAGUUCUUGAUUGUUGAAUACAUUCUCCCUGCCAGCACCUUAGGGAAUUUAUAGAGAACAGUAUGGAGAGUAUGCAUACUCAUCUUAGGGUGAAAAUCAAAGUUACAAAUUUUGACAAGCCAAUAUUUUAGCAUUAGCCCAUUACUGAAGCACAAAGGACUCAAAGAUAAGAUAAGGUUGUGCUCUAAGAAAAAUUGAAGGGAGCCCAGAGCUCUGAAACUAUAAAUCAAGGGUGCCCAGCAUAUGCUUUUAUGGAAAAACUAAAAUUCCUAAGUUGCCCAUGAGCAAAAGUUAGGUACUAGGGGCCACUGGGUGCUGCUAGACCACAGCCAUGAUGAGAUUAAAGAAUUUAUUUGUUCCCUUGCUUUAUUAAUUUUGUUUUGUUUUAUUUUUUUGUCACUAUAUAGACUGCAAGGUCAAAAGGAUAUGCCUUUGUAGAGUUUUCCUGUGACGAAGUGGCCAAGAUUGCAGCUGAAACUAUGGACAACUACAUGAUGUUUGGGAGAUUACUAAAAUGUAAGUACCGUUGGGUAAUGUGUCACUAAAAAAGAAACCACAUUGAUUUGAAGCAAAGAUUUAUCAAAUUAUUAUCACACAAUCAAAUAAUGGGAUUAAGUUUCUAAAGAUACUUUAGUGCUAUGUUGGUGGGAAGUAUUAAAAGAUGAUUUGAUUUUUUCAACUGAGUGGAUAAUGUAAAUUGGCCACCAUAAGUAGUUGCUACGUUAUGAGACAAAGUAUCAUUAUUUGUUAUUGGUGAACAGCUCAAAGCUGAAGGCUGUGGUAAAAAUAUGAUCUGCACCACACUGAAUUGGUGUUUUGUGAUGACUGCAUUUAAUAAUUGUUUUAUAAUUUGAUUGUCAAGUUUAUUUACCAUAGUUAUUUUCAGGUAUCUGUUGAUACAACUAAGUAUUUCUUGAGUAGCAUACAGUUUGCAGGGAAAAGGUAGUAAGAAGUUAUUAAACAUGAGCUUACUAUUAUUUGUCAGCAGUAACUGGCACAUCAUGUUACACACAUUGGCCCAAUGGCCAGUGUGCAGGACUCCAUGACCAAGAGGUCCAGCAGGGGCUUAGCCAAAUUUUUCAAAAGGGAUGGGGGGAAGAGGGGAGAGGGUGUUGCACUGCAACAAACAGAGGGUACUCACCAGUUUUUACCCCCUGAAUAUUGCAUACUUGCUUGAAAAAAAAGGGGGGGGUCUAAGCCGGCAGCUGCCAGAGUUCCAACUGCUACUUGAUAACAUGUUGCUAGUUACUCUGAUUAAAAUAGUUACCUAAAGGCCCUUAACCCCCCUAACUCCCAGAAGUGAUUAACAAGUAACUUCCCCCUACAAUAUCGAUGCAGUAUCCAGCAAACAAGUAAUGAGAAUACUCAAAUGUGUCAGGUAGAAGUUGUUUUCUUGAUCUAACACCAAAUUCUUGUAACUAAUUUACAAGAAAAUAUGUAGCAGCUAGAGGGGAGAAUUAACAAUCAGAUCAUGGGAGUUAAAGGGUUGAUGAAUUUUUCACAGUCACAUACUAUUGUAGAGUCUGAUGCCUACUUCAAAACAUUUUCAAAUCCCUGCAGAGGAGUUCAUUGUAUCUCGGUUGGUAGAUUAUUCAACUUUCCAAGAGCAACUGAACAGCAUCCAAAUCUUAAUUGGAGGUUAGAUUUUCCUUUUCCUGUUACCCAAAACAAAAGAUCAACCUUUUUCCUUUGCUUGCUUUUGUGUUUACAGGCAAAGUAGUUUCAAAGGAAAAGGUUCAUCCAAGGCUGUGGAAAGGAUCAGAGAGGAAGUUUUAUUCUAUACCGCGGCAGCAAGAAGAAAUAACAAAGCACAAUAAGGUGUGCAGUAGCUUAAGUGAAGAAGCAAACAGGACAAUUAUUUUCUUCUAAAGAAGCUGCAGUUGUAAAUGACUCAUGAUGAACACAUGCAUGUCUUGAAAAUACCUGUUUGCUCCUUGGUUAUAAGAUGGUGAAUGUGUAUGGUGAUGAUGUGUAAUGGUUAUAAGAAAUGAUUUUUUUCUGAAGUAUUUCAGCUGGCCUGAAUCUAAAAUCCUUGAUUUAUGCAGUUAUGUGUGUAACUGGCCCACAGCGCACUUUUUGUACUGUGUAUCAAGCACUUGUGGUAGUGUGUGGGAAUUGAAGAUCCUUUCUAAUCAAUCAGGUGGUAGUGCUUGAUGAGGAACUAAUAAUGUUUUACCCUAAAAUUUUUCAUAAUAUGUAUCAAAUACUUGAAGUAGUGUGUAGGAAUUGAAGAUCCUUACAAAUUUUAUUAGCUGGUAUUUGACAAGGUACUAAAAUUUUCAUCUCAUCAAUAUACUUAUUUUCUCUACCAAACAGGUGAUGGUCUUAUGUAAGAUGUCUUUUUGAUUUGCAUUUACAGGAAAAAAGUAAAAAGGAACAUGAAAAGCAAGUGGAAAACAUUCUCAAAAAAGAAAAAAGGAAGAGGAAGAAGAUCAAGGAUCUUGGUAUUGACUAUGACUUUCCUGGAUAUGUAAGUAUGCAAGUUUAAUUACUAACUAGAGAAAUAAUUAAUCACGCGUCAAAAGUGCUGCUAAUGUUAACAAGAUGGUAUUGAUUGAUUUCACCUUCCAUUGUGGUUGGCAUUGAAAUUAAACAGUUUAUUAGCAAUAACGGAUUAAAAGGAAAAAACUAACAGUGAAAUAAUUUCAUUCAAUCCUCAAACUUCCCAUUUGUGGCAUGGCAAAAAUCUAAUCAGUGGGGGGGAGGGGGGGGGAGAAACUGAAUUGAUACAGUCAAACCUUGAUUAUUCGGACUUGUUGGGACUAGAUGAAAUAGUUCGGAUAAUCGAGUGUCUGGAUAAUCAAGAAUAUGAAUAUUAAUGAGGAACAAAAACUGAUUAAAAUUAAAAAAUAACAUUUAAGCGUAACAAAACAUUUACAAAUCAAGGACAUAAUGAUCUUGAAUAACCAUUUGAGAUGCUGUGUAGAGUGUGAAACCUCACACAGCAACAAAGCAACUCUAAGCCAAUCAGACCUCAUUCUAAUGUUCUUCGUUAGUUACAACGCAUUACAAGGCACUGCUUUUGCUUUUUGAAAGCAAAACAAACCCAACUUUACUUCACUUUUCAACGCUCUAGUUUUAAAGAAUAUGGCUAUGCGUCUUGAUCAUGACUAAUAAAUAUUCAGGACAAAACUGGGAUCAGAGAAAAAGUCCGGAUAAUUGAGAAAUCCGCAUAAUCAAGGUCUGGAUAAUCGAGGUUCAACUGUACCAAUCAAUUUUGAACAGUUGUAGAAAACUUUUGCUUCCUUGUCAACCAAUUAGAUACAAAACAAAAGACAGUCCAGACUUCACAGUUUGAACCCAGGAGAAAUCAUUUAGACUGAUUGUCUAGGGGGCUGUGAGAGAAUUUCUGAAUUUCUUGUUUAUGGCGCUUUUGCCUGAUGUUUCAACAACCUUAGCAGAACUCUAACUUUUAUACAUGAACCUCAGAACCCUGAUUCUGAUGAUAAUUUCAGCACAGGUUUUCAAAAUAUUUAUCUUUGUUCUGGUUGCCUAUUGGGGAUGUGAUUUCGUUGGCUUUGAUUUUAAGAUACUCAUGCAGAGAAGACUGGUAGACAAAUACCUUCCCAGCAAUAGGAGUUGAACAAUCUCACAGCAGUUGCAAUGAAGUGCUUUCACAGCUGUGCAAUUCUCUCGCCAAACCUGUUACUCAUGCCAAUAUUAAAGACAUUGCGACUCGAAGUACUAGGGUAAAUAAUGUUGUUUUUUUUGUUUUUGUUUUCCUCAAAGGCUUCAGAAGUAAAGACAAAACUACCAAAACAUACGAAAUUCAGUGACAAGUAA